This is a messenger RNA of Morone saxatilis (striped sea-bass), 3057 nucleotides long. It is a transcript of the gene acvr1l, whose product is annotated as activin A receptor, type 1 like. The transcript is spliced from 10 exons. Gene Ontology annotation, cellular component: BMP receptor complex; plasma membrane. Gene Ontology annotation, molecular function: transforming growth factor beta receptor activity, type I; ATP binding; SMAD binding. The record is from RefSeq and is a predicted model, not a curated record. Bases 160 to 1683 code for a protein of 507 amino acids. NCBI's taxonomy places the organism in Eukaryota, Metazoa, Chordata, Actinopteri, Moronidae. Gene Ontology annotation, biological process: transforming growth factor beta receptor signaling pathway; cellular response to growth factor stimulus; protein phosphorylation.
GCUGUGACAUUGAGAUUUAAAGGUGUUAGCCUGCUAGCGGAGUUGUGUUAUUGUUUGUUGUCAGUGCUACGUUAGCCUGCAGAGGAACAGCAGAGCAAAUGUUGCCUUUUUAAAGAAGCAAGCAACCGCUUGGUUGUAUUACGUCAAGUGCACUGAAACAUGGAUCGUUGCGGUGUCCACGUCCUUCUGCUGCUCCUGCUGCAGGCCCCGCAGAUCUCAGCUGAGGGCUCAGAUGGACAGUUGCUGUGUCUGUGUGAUGGCCCUAAAUGCCUCCAGCCCACCCAGUGCCGCGGUACGCGGUGCUUCUCCUCUGUCACAGUCAGCGGCAGCGGGGUGGUGUUUGAGCGCGGCUGCCUGAAUGGGACGGAUAAAAUCCUUUUACAUUGCUUCACGGCUCCGUCCUUCCAUCAGGCCAUUUUCUGCUGCUCCCUGGACAUGUGCAACAGCAACACCAACAUGAGUUCGCUGAUGUCUCUGCUUCCAACUGCCCCAGAAGGUGAGCCGGUCCGGUAUCGCGUAGAGACCUUAGCCCUCUUUGUGCUUGGUCCGGUGGUGGUUCUGGCUCUGCUGUCUGUAGUGUCAGUUUUGGCCUGCAGGAGGCUCCACCACGGCCGUCUGCAGAGGCUGCAGGAGUUUGACACAGAGCAGGGAGCCAUAGACGGCCUCAUCACCUCCAAUGUGGGAGACAGCACUUUAGCGGAUCUGCUGGACCACUCGUGCACAUCAGGCAGUGGUUCAGGUCUUCCCUUCCUUGUCCAGAGAACUGUGGCCAGGCAGAUCAGUCUGAUGGAGUGUGUAGGCAAGGGAAGGUACGGGGAGGUGUGGCGGGGCCAGUGGCAGGGCGAGAACGUGGCUGUAAAAAUCUUCUCCUCCAGAGACGAGAAGUCCUGGUUCAGAGAGACAGAGAUCUACAAUACAGUGCUGCUAAGACAUGAAAACAUACUGGGCUUCAUGGCGUCUGACAUGACUUCCCGCAACUCCAGCACCCAGCUGUGGCUCAUCACCCAUUACCACGAGAACGGUUCCCUUUAUGACUACUUGCAGCGAGUUGCCGUGGAGACGUCGGAGGGCUUGGCGAUGGCGGCGUCGAUAGCUUGCGGCCUAGUGCACCUGCACACGGAGAUCUUCGGCACAGAGGGGAAACCGGCCAUCGCGCACCGCGACCUGAAGAGCAAAAACAUCCUGGUCACAAAGGAGCUGCGCUGCUGCAUCGCAGACCUCGGGCUGGCUGUGACCCACUCCCAGGCAGACAACCUGCUUGAUGUGGGCAACAACCCGAAGGUUGGCACCAAGCGUUACAUGGCACCUGAAGUGCUGGACGAGACCAUACAGACGGACUGCUUUGAUGCCUACAAGAGAGUGGACAUCUGGGCCUUCGGGCUGGUGCUGUGGGAGAUAGCAAGACGCACAUACAGCAAUGGUAUUGUUGAGGAGUACAAGCCUCCGUUCUACGAUCAGGUGCCAAAUGACCCGAGCUUUGAGGACAUGAGGAAGGUGGUGUGUGUGGAACAGCAGAGGCCUUUCAUUCCUAACCGUUGGUUCUCUGAUCCUACUCUCUCCGCUCUGGUGAAACUGAUGAAGGAGUGUUGGUACCAGAACCCUUCCGCCAGGCUGACAGCGCUGCGCAUCAAGAAGACCCUGGACAAGAUUCACAGCUCCCUGGAAAAGGGCAAGGAGUCGUGAGGGGGAGAGGAGCCUCAGGGGCAGCUGCCUGAUGUCAGGGAUCGGCAUAGAGAAGAGCCCAGUGUUCGUUAAAGGAGAAAGGGCAAUAAGAGGGACGGACAGAGGACCAGAGGAAACAGUUGUUCAAGUGUCAUCCAGUCUCAUCCUUCUCUUGCUCUCUCACUUUCACUGUGGUCGCCUUCCACCGACAUCCCUCUCUCUGACUUGAAGCCCACACAGACGUUUGGAACAGUCCUGUCUGAAUAAGCCAGCCUUCGCUACAGGACACAAGCCUGUCGCCAAUGUGUUCGCACUGACCUGAACUGUAGACUGUUACUGAGUGUGACGAACUUGGAUGGCAUAUUGUGUAAUACCCCAUCCCAAUGCUUUAAUGCCCAUUUAAGACGGCUCUCUCACACACACACACACAGACACACAAAACGCUACAUACUGAGAGUCUCUUACAAUUCAAUUUCUGAUCCCAAGCCAGUGAUUGUGGCAUGCAGUCGAGGCAUUCUGCCCAUAGACAAUCACAAAUGUUUCACUCAUUUAGCUUUAUUAGAACAUGCCAACUAUUGCCACACACACACACUACUAAACACAAAAAUUUGUUGACUUACAAAAGGAAAAGAGCCAAUAGAAUCCAAAUUCUUUUUAAACUUUUUAAAAAUAGUAUGAUAUUUAUGUAUUAAAUCUCCACUGCAACCACACUACUGAGGAUAUGUAAGACUGAUGUACACUGACUGUACGACGGUGCGUGAAACUGACUGUAUACAUAUAUAAGCAUUUACUCUACUGGACUUUCUGUACCCAUAUUGUCAUUAUUGGAGCUAGUAGGAAAUGAGUUGUUGAGAAAUAGAGGAGAAAAAUAGGAAAUUGUUCCCGCUGAGCUUGACUGUUGUAUGGAAAAAACAGGAUAAAACACUACAGACAUGUUUAUCCUGGUUGUUCCUGGAGUAGACACACAGUAAGUACCUGCCAAAAGGCAUUAGUCUGUAUCUUAUAAUAAGAAUAUGAAAUGAAUUGAUCCUCUGCCUGGCUACCUUCAUAAACUCACUGUGGCUGGUUACAAAAAAUGUCUUCUGCACAGGCAGAGAGGAUCAACUUGUUUGUGGUAGAGCUGACUUUUUUUUAAAAAAGAUAUUGGAGCUGGAGUCGUUUUCUGUAACGAGGUGGGCCUCUACUCAUCUCCCAUCAUGCCACACUGUACAAGUUGCCUGAAUAACAAAAAAACACUCCGUCUUCAUUUGGAAAGUGUUUUAUUCAAGAUUCAUUUCAAACAGAUAAAGUUGCCUAGCUGUGCGGUUACAAAUGAAUUUGUUCACAAAUGCUGGGUUUGUUUUGGAAAAAAAUCUUGCUUUGUCUUUUUUUAUAUGUAAUAAAACAUUUACUGCA